Molecule: messenger RNA, 2004 nt
Organism: Prorocentrum cordatum
Lineage: Eukaryota; Dinophyceae; Prorocentrales; Prorocentraceae
Source: the annotation of a GenBank genome assembly
AUGGGUGGGACGUGCCCCGUGCACCCUGGCCUGGUUGUUGAGCUCGCCAUUCGAGCGUCUCGCGCCGCCGAAGGCGGCGCCAGCGCCUCUGCAGAGCCCCUUAGCGCCAGGGGCUCGCCGACGCUGCUCAGGAGCCCGCCGGCGGGCGACGCUGCGCCCGUGGCGGCGUCGCCGGACCCCGUGGCCUCGAGCGAUCGCUCGAGCACGGAGAGGCUCGAUGGCGCGGCGCACGCGGCCCUGGAGCGCGCGCUCCUGCAGGGGCAGGCCCCCGACCGGGGCGCGCCGCCGGGCGCGGGCCCGAGCAGGAGGCGAAAUUCCGACGAGCAGGAGGAGAAUCUCACGAAGCUGCGGACCGCACAGGAGGUUAAGGACUUCAUGAACAUGAAGGAGGGAUCCACCAUCCGGGCCUGGCUGCGGCACUUCGACCUCAACAACGACUUGAAGAUCAGCCACAACGAGUUCGUCCGGGGCCUCAAGAAGCUGGACUACCACGGCGACCCCUCUGCGGUGUUCAUCGCCCUGGACGUGGACCACUCCCAGGAGCUCUCCCUGCAGGAGAUCGACGAGGCCGGGGCGACGGUGUGGCAGAACUUCCGCGCCUGGUGCGUCGAGAGGUUCUCCUCCACGGAGGAGAUGCUGGAGCGGCUGAGAGACGGUCCGCAGCAGAGCCGCACACUCAUGAAGAGGGGCGCGCUGACCAGCUCGAGCCCGCGUGCUAGUGCUAUCCAAAAGGGGAAGCACGCGCCGGCGGCGACUCUGGACCUUGUGACCUUCACGGCGAACCUCAAGCUUCUCGGGUACGGCCAGGGCUUCGAGAACAUCGUCUUUCAGGCCCUGGUGGGCGGCGGCGGUGACGGGGACAGUGCCGUCCUCGGGCUGGAGCACCUCAAGUGGUUCGAGAUCGAGAAGCGCCGCCAGCGACGGAAGGAGCAGGCCCGAAAAAAGGCCGCCCUGACCAACGCGCUGAGGAAGUCCACCUGGAAGGGCGGCCGCGCAUGUCUGAAUGACUUCAAGGCCUUCCUGAAGAGAACCCAUGGCAACUACAUCCGCGGGUGGCGCAUGGCGCUCAGCCCCACCGACUCGAUGGUGGUGUCGAAGGGGGACGUCUUCAAGGCGUGCACCCACAUGGGCUGGCAGGGCGACGUGCGGCUUCUGUACAAGACGCUCGACAAGGAUGACAGCGGGUACGUGUCCAUGGAGGAACUUGACCCCUACGAGGCGCAAGUCCUCGCGCACUUUCACAUCUUCGUCGGGGAGACUUUCGGGAAUGCCGCGUCGGCGUUCCAGGCUUUCGACAAGAGCAAGCUCAAGAAACUGCGCUACCGGGAAUUCGUCACGGCGGCACGAUCCUAUGGCUUCAAGAUGCCCAGCAUGAAGCUACUGUUCAACGGCCUGGACAAGCGAAACGCCAAGGCGAUCGUGCAGGAGGAUCUCCUCUUCUUGGACAAGUGGAAGUGCCCCCCGUUCCUGCACGUGCCGCCGAACCAGCAGGCGGCGGAGGAGGUGAAGAUGCUCUUCCUCAAGCACUACAAAACGUUCGUGAAGGCUUGGCGGAUGUUGUUGGACGCGGAUUCCAGCAACAGGUGCACCUACAGCGAGUGGGAGCAGGGCUGCAAGAAGAUCGGCUUCCAGGGCGACACGCCGGGCGCGUGGCGGGCGCUGGACCGGAACUUCUCUGGCUACAUCCCGAGCGGCCCGAGAGAGACUGCUUCGUCCCGACGGGGUGGCGGAGGCGCUGAGAGUGUUCGCCAAGUGGUGCGUCGAGGAGUUCGGAGGAGUCCGCUCCGCUUUCAGCGUCUUCGACGCCAGCGCAGACAACGAGGUGAGCUACCGCGAGUUCCGCCGCGCCUGCCGGAUCUACGGCUACGACAAGGACGUGCAGAAACUCUUCCGCGCGCUGGACGUCGAGCGCAACGGGACACUGACGGUGUCCGAGGUCAUGUUCCUAGACGACUGGGAGUUCCGCGACAUCGUCGAGGAACACGGCGGGCCGGACGGGCCUGA